Glycine soja is the source of this 3800-nucleotide messenger RNA. RefSeq lists its product as uncharacterized. Gene Ontology annotation, molecular function: protein binding. The record is from RefSeq and is a predicted model, not a curated record. Bases 1376 to 3640 code for a protein of 754 amino acids. The transcript is spliced from 10 exons. NCBI's taxonomy places the organism in Eukaryota, Viridiplantae, Streptophyta, Magnoliopsida, Fabales, Fabaceae.
ACAAACCAACAAUUUAUCAAAAUCUGUCCCCUAAACAUCACUAUGAUGAUAAAAUCAAGGGCGGGAAGUAAUCUUAAUUUGGUGAGCCGAUAAAGCAGCUUCUUAGAAAUAGAACCGAUGAGGACUCUACUUACCUAGCUCUACGAUGUAGAAAGAAAAGUAACACGGUAGUUAAACUGCUGCGUGGAAAACAGGUUGUUUGUUUCAUGUUAUUUUUACUUUACUGUUAAUGCAUAGGUUUGUUUAAGUGUUUUUUUUUUUUAAGAAAGAAUUUUUUUUAAUAAAAUAAACAUAGAGUAACUUUUAUCCAUUCAGCAACUGGCCUUCAAUAUUUCUGUUUUUCUGAUGGGUUUAUCUAAAAUAUUUUUACUUAAAAUAAUCAGUUUUUUUGUUUUUUCAAAGAAGCAAAAUCCUGUCUAUUUCUUAAAAAGAUUUUUUUUUAAAUACUUAUUUUAAAGUUAUUUUCUUUUAAAUUUAAACAAACUUUAAAAGAUAUUUAACUUCAAAGUUGACGAAAACAGAAGCCAUUUGAGGUAGUUGUAAUAUGAGAAUCAAUACCUGCUUCCUUCUUUUCAUCACUACCCCAACAUAUUCAUAUCUAAAAUAGUGAAUUCCCUUUUACUUGAAAAAACCAUUUAUCCCAUAAAGUUGAGUUCUUUGAUCAGAUGAUCGAAGCCUUUAUAUCCAUGGCCCAUACGGGGUACCCUCAUAUUUCACACACCUACCAAGUACCAAGAGUAUCCUUAGAAUAACCUACAAAUCCUGAAUUUUUGGAGUUUCUGUUUUUAUCUGGCUCCGCAUGCAUGCCACCAUGUCAAUGUUCCAUUUGAUAUGUGGCAUCUGGGGGCUCUUGUCUGUGAGCUUUUGUACUGUUGUGGAUUGUGCUUCAUGCUGUCAUCCAUAUCAGUUUUUUCAGCAAAGCAAUAGAAGGUUUGAGCAGAAAACUGAUACGUUUUGGAAGUUCAGUGAAGAAGCUGAUAGAUGGGUUGAAGUGCAACUGCCUUGUGAUCUGAUGAUAUCUGGUAGUGAUGGCGAGUGUGGUAAAGUGAAGAACAGAAAGAAAGAAAGUUUGGAUCAAGAACAUGGAUUUGAUGACAAAAAGACGAGGCUGGACAGAAAGGAAGCUAAAAUAGUAGCGGGGCCCUUGGAUGUGGUUCUGAUGCCUCUGAGAAAGAGAAUUUCAUUGAACAAAAUGUCUGAGACAUCUGUGUGGGUCACUGGUGAAAGUGGCUCUAUCUAUGAGAGGUUUUGGAAUGGAUUAGAAUGGGUGUUUGCCCCUCAUGACUUGCCAAUAUCAGCAGGACAUGCAGUUGCUGUUUUUAUCAUCAAUCAGAUGAUUCUUGCUCUAUCCGAAUCAGGAAAUCUGUAUGAGUAGAUGCAUCUGCAACUUGGUGAAACUUCACAGCCAGUUUGGGUUGAAUUCUCAUAUACACUCAAUCAAAUCACAGAUAAUGAUCAGGAGAAAAAUUCUUUGAUAUUGAUGAAGUCUGGUGUGGUGUCAGAUGAUGGGACAAGAGGUUAUUUCUGUACAAAGAAUGGAACACUGGUAGAACUUGAUGCGGUUGAGUCUCCAAGAUGGACAAAUCAUGGCCAACCAGCUGGAGCAAAUGUUGCAGCUAUAGCUGUUGUUGCUUCUAAACGAGAAGUAGUAUACACGAUAAGUUCUGCCGGAGAUCUUUAUGAAUAUGAUAGAAAAUCAAAACCAUCGUGGAAGAAGCACAUAUGGCAAGAAAAAACGGCAAAAGUUUCACCUUUGUUACCAUCUAAAGGGUGCAUUUUACAUGGAUUAAGUGGUGAUCAUUCUGAAUCUCUGUUUCUUUUGACCAAGGAAGGUACUUUGGUGGAGAGAAGAUUACAUCAAAGGAAGUGGAAAUGGGUAGUCCAUGGAAGUCCUGAACAUCAAACUUUGACAUCGAUUACACUAGCGCUGCAAGAUGAAUCAAGCGAAACAUUCAUUUCUUUAUUCUUUCCUACUUCAACUGGAUCUGUUUUUGAGUAUCAAAUGCCAAAACAGUUAGGAACUGUUCCAAACAAUCAGUUUCCAGGAGCAUGGGGAAGUCAUGAGCAUCCCUUACAUGCAAAAGCAGCAAGAGGUAUAGCUGGCUUACCAUUACAAGUUGGGAGGAUACUGUUUGCACUAGAUGAUGGUAGACUUGCAGAAUUGCAUCUAGCAGGACUAGGUGGUGAAACUUCAGGACCAUCUGUACCACAAAACUUUCGAAGGAAAGCAUCAACUAAAUAUGUUUGGACUAUAUUAGAUGUGCCAGAGAGUGAAGGAUGGAAUGCAGAAUAUUGCACAGAAGAACGUGGCCCCCGGAAUUGCAUGGCAGGAACAAAAGAUGAGUCAAAUGAUUCAGGAAUAAGUUCAGUAACAGGUAGGAGAAAGCAAAGCCAAGCACAGAAUUAUUACUUGCUUCUAGGCACAAGUGGUGAACCGAAUAAAUCUUCAGAAGAAUACAAUCUGCCAGAUGACUGGAUUAGAAGUAACUUCCGGUUAAGAUUGUUGUAUGAAGGCAAGUCAUUCUUCUUAAUAACAAACGAUGGUUUGGUUUUCGAAUACGUUUGUAUCGAGAAUGUAUGGGUAUGGUUGAGGCAUGAUAGCUCCUCAACUAUGAAUGGUAUAGUGGGGAGCUACAAUGGAAGUUUAUUCAUGGCUGAUACAUUUGGGAGUUUGUUCCUUAGAGAAUGGAGUGAUAAUGAGAUAGCAUGGAGGAAUUGCACUGCUAUGAGGAAAGGAAGAAGUAUUGUUGGAGGACAACCAUGGGAUAGAUUACCAGGUAAAGCAAGGAGGGCUACAACUGAAGAUUCAAUCUUCUUUGUGAGCAAAAAUGGAAGAUUACUGCAGUUCAUGGUUUACAUGAGGGAAUUUAAAUGGAAAGACUGCAAAAAUCCUCAAAAUGUUAAAGUUGCAAGUAUAGUUGACCAAGAAUUGUUCAGGGAAAAUAUAGUCUUUGUCACUGGAAGAAAUGGUCGCCUAUAUCAGUACAACAAAGUGACUGAUCUGUGGCAUGAGCAUUACCAAUCUCAACAUUUGAUUCUAUCAGAGUUUCCUGGAACAGUUAUAAGCCCAUCAACAAAAUCACUAUCAGGCUCUCUUUUCAUGCUUUCAAGAGAAGGUGGUCUUGUUGAGUACCAGUGGAAUACAUGGUACGGAUGGAACUGGGUAGAACAUGGAACACCUUAUAAAGGUGUAAUACUGGUUGGUUCACCUGGUCCUAGCUUUGAAGGAAAUCAACUACUUUUGAUUGGUUCAGAUGGAAAUGUACACCUGAGAUACAUGGACAAAAAUGCAUGGAAGUGGAAGGAUUGUGGUUUCCCCUCUAUGGGAAAUAAAAUUGGUGAAGCACAUAUUGGAGGUGGAGUCCAUGAGGAGAAACCAGUUCGGAUCGAUGAAAAUUGUGCAUCUGGCUUGAACAAGGACCAAGAUAACCUUGCUGACCUUAACUUAAAUUGUGAACCAAAGGUGGCAUCCACCAGACCAAUUCCAUUUUCUGAAGGUUCUGUCAUAUUUGAGCUCAGAGAUGGCAGGUUGGCAGAAUUACAACUUGUAGAGGAGACAGAAUGGACUUGGUCACGGAUCAUUGGCACUCCAAACAGUUUAUGCUUGGAAAAUUAUUGGAUUGCAUUAGCAUCGUCAUAAUACUGUCUGCAAUCUCUUACAUGCCAGAAGCACUUGAUGUACAAACACACAUUCUAGUUAACAACUUACCUCUUCCAGAGGCUGAAAUAGGUAGUAGUGUUCAGCUAAAAAGCCCGGGGAGAUGAGCCGUCUGUAACAAACAUGUAAAAAAAUACAAGCA